UAGAAAAAAAAAAGCACAAAAAUGUCAGAAACUCAAAUGCAUUGCAAAUUACAUAGAGAUUGCUCUGAAUCUCUCUCUCAUCUGUGGUGAAAGAAAAUCUUGCCGGUUUCAGUUGAAAGUUACUUAAACAAAUACGAGACGUUCGAUUUGCUCAUAAUAUUGUAGGUAUCUGAAAACUAACAGAUGGAAGUGGUCGCGGUUGCUAAGGAAAUGCUGCAAGACGCCCUCGAACACUUGGCGAGCUACCGUUUGGGACAAGCCGCGCUACGGCACUUAGACCGUGCACUAUGGAUAGUGGAAAAAUGCGCUCGGUGGGCAGUACCGCCGCCUUUGGACCAAGACGAUCGUCCUCAGCCGGAACUACUGCGCCCUCUGCCGUGGGUAUUUUUCCUGACGCUACUGGUCAUAUUACGGAUUACCAGAGAGUCCAUAUCGCUCAUCAAUUUAGUAAUGGGGAAGCCUCCACUUAGAUCUGCCGAUGUGGUGAUGUAUAUCCAAAGUAAACGCCGCUACCUCCGCACGCUGAAGUACACGGGCUCGCGGGCGAUGCGCGCUCGCGUGUCCCAGCCGCGGCCCUGGUACACCCAGCUGCAGUCCCUGCUGGAGCUCACCAUGUGCUUCCGUCGGCAGUCGCACUACGGCAACAAUAAUACCACCAGUCAAAGCAACAGUGAUGAAGUUCUGGUAGUACAGCAUAGUAAGCUUGGACACGAGGAAGGUAGCCCGACGGAUUCAAUUAACGAGACGCCUAUGGAGAGGCUCAUAGAAAAAAUGAUGGUUGACCUCGAUGUGGAAUCCGAUAAUGACUCCAGUUACACUUUAACUAAUGCUGCCAGUAUCAAUCAAAGCGACCAUUCUUCCAUCGAUUCUGACCAAGAAGAAGAAGAUGGCUAUAAGAGUGAUUCAACUCUGACAAAACUAAAUGAAGAUAAUAGUCCUACGAAACAAAGCGAAGGGUUUAUCGAACCAGACGAUAAUGCCCAGACUGAUGAGAACGUCUUUAGUCCAAACAAAAACGAGAUUGUUAGCUCAACACCAGAAAAAGAAAAGAGUACAAACACUUCUGCGGAGGUGAUGAAGGAAACAGGAGAGGAGAGAGAACUUUCACCAUCAGAAGAAAGGACUCAGCCAGAAGAUAAAGCUCUGUCAUCUCCUAAAAAGCAAGAGAUAGCAUCACCCAAGACAGAAUCCAAAACAUUCAUAGACAACGAGAACACAAUGCAAAAUCAAACAUCAGCGAAAAACGAACAAAAAAUCGCCAACGGCCGAGUAAUAACCGCCCCAAAGAAAAAGAGAGGAGUCAAGAAUGAGAGGCGAGAUGGGGACGGGUCAAUAAACAAGAAACCGGCAGACAGAGCGUUCUAGAGACAUAAGGAAAUCUCGAGCAGUUACUAAUUGCUAAAGGAAGUGACUACGGGGCUGAUCUGUAACGCGUUAACAACGUAACGCUGGCAACGACGUGUUGACAUGAUAAUUAUGCAGGGUGAAAUCAAAAUAAUAAUGUGUCUCCCUUCAACCUUGCUUACUGAUCGCGUCAUAUUACUAUGGGAGACUCAAAACCUUAUUUUGGACUCAUUUUUCUUUGAGAAAAAUGUUUUGUUUUAACAAUAGAACGUUCUCUUAUCAUAAACGUCCUAUGAUUUCUAUUUCACUCUGUAUAUUUCAACACCGUAAAUUUAGCUUCAUCAUAUGCAUCGAUAGCGAUUCGUACAAAUACACAAAAUGUGUUGACAGGCCAAUUGCCAGCGCCACGUUAUCUAUUGUCGUACCAGCUCUCAGAUUUUUUUUUAAUCAUUCAUUAAUUUUAAUUGUAAUACAGUCACAGAGUUGUACACAUGAUCAUACAUUAAUUGUUUUUAUGAAAAUGUUUUAAUUGACUAACAUUUUAAGUAAUUAGCUAUAAAGUUUAGUAAUAACGUUAAAUUAUAAAUAAUUAGCCUUGCCUUGUCUAUUUUUAUAUAUAACUCACUGAACUGAACGUAACCAGCACAUAUCUACAGUGUCACUUAUUGACGGUUUCAAAAUUGAUAAAAUUUUAAAAAGUGUUGCCAUCUGCGCAACAGAUAGUUCUAGCGUAAUUUAUUUAAUACUCACUUGUUCAUUUUCUAUUAAAAUAACUUUAUUAACUAUUAUAUGUUAUACUAUUGUCUAAUAUAAUCUCUUUAGAAUCUCUUUCGAACAAAUAUACAGCAGUAAUUAAGAAAAUAUAUCACAAUAAUAAAACUUUACUAAAAAAUUAUGCUUCGUUUUGUUUUUCGGUUAAGUCGUAAUUGCUAGCAAGCUCGUGUUUUAAAUUAUGCAUAUUGAACAAAUUAUGAAAAUGAUGUGUACAACUUGUAAAAUUAAAACAUAAUGUAAAAUAUUUGCCCCAAUUUUUCAUGAUCUUGAGAAAAUUAUUUUUACCGAUUUCGUCGAGAUUCAAGUCUGAUUUUUUUUUUAUUUAAUAAAACAAAGUUUCAUAUUUUUAUAUGGCAAGUUUGAAGGUCGCAGCAAUUUUUUCAAUGGUAACCCAGAUUUUUUUUUCGAAUUUUAAAUGUAAUUAUAGACGUGCAUUAAGGGUCAUUACUUGAUUAAUUGUCUUUUUAAAAUUUAUAAAUAAUAGAGUUAAACCUGUCUUCAAGAUAUACAUGAGAAUAUAUGAGAAUUUGCACUACGUUCAGCAACUUUAUACCAACAUAAGACUGUUCACUUUCAAAUAUUUAUUGUAAGUGUAGAUUAUACAAUGUAAGGUCUACAAUUAUAAAUGAUGUUUGUUUUGAUAUGAGAAACAAAACUUGAUCAUUUAAUAUAUGUCGAGUUUCAAUUGUAAUAAAAUUUAAUAUUUUGUUAAUCAAUUUAUAUAAUUAUAGCAUAGAAUAAUAAUAUGAACAUGCAUAAUUAAAAACAAACAUAUUAGCAUACAUUUAUAAAUUUUAUCUGACAUUUACUUAUAACAUAGAUUUAAGCUCUCAUAUGUAUAGUUCAAGAAACCAUCGACACUUUAUUUUAUACUUAUUCCUAAUCUUAUUAAGUACUAGUAAUCCAGAAAGAAAAUUAUUUACGUAAAGGUUCAUGAUUUUACGAUUUAAUUUUAAUGAGCCGGUUAGAAUUUCUUAAGAGAUGGACUGUGAGCUUUAUCAUUGAAAAUAUAUAUAAAAAACUAAACAAUAUAUUUAAAAAGAAAAGUAAUCAAUAUACAAAGAAUAAAAAAGAAUAAGUAAAUGUAAUUUAUAAUUAGGUUAGGCAUAACAACUAUGAAGGGGUUAUCAAAAGUGACAAUUGCAUUAGAUAUAUUAUAAUUUGCAUUUAAUACAUAAGAGAGCUUGUUAUUAAAUAAUAGUAAUAAUUUCUUGAAUAUUUCAUUGAUCUAUGUGUAAUGAAAUGUUUCUCUAAAUUAUUAAAAAAAAAAAAAAGAUAACAAAUGCUUUAUAAUUAUGAUGUUGUUUUAAAUCGUAACUUUUUACUUAGUGUGUAAGCCAUUAUUAUUGUAAAACUAAAAAAUCUGAUGUUUUAAAAGUAAUAUUUAUUUAAUUAUUUAAUAAUUAAAUCGAACAAUAAAUUAUAAGAUUACCACUUGAUACAACUCAUCGAUGUUAUAUUGACAUGCCCAUUUUAAUUAGCACUGAGGUAAAUCAGUUUAUUAACGCCAUGUCUGACCAGUUAUGCAAAAAUGAAAUAGUUAUUACUGUUUAAUACAAGUAAUUAAAUAGAUACUACUGUCAAAAGAAUUCACUGUUGAAUUUAAAUACAUUUUUCAAUAAUGAUUUAGAAUAACGGUUUUUAAAGUGGGUUUCCAAUAGUCAUGUUCUAAAAUGCUUAUGAGCAUUCACAUAAGGCAGCUCAUAUAAUUUUUUUUUUUUUUUUUAAUUUAAUAUCAUGAGUCAGAGCGAGGUAUACAAUAAAAGCAAUUCGAAAAGUUCCAUAUCGUUGAAAAGUUUAGGUUUCUAAUCAUUUAAAUUGGGUAGAGUAAGGUUGCUUAAGUCGUACCCCUAAAGAAAUCUAAUAUCACCUAAUCUUAUAUUCAAGGCGAUUGAAAUAAAACAAACACCUUGCACCUAUCAGUAGGAAAGAUUAUUAUUUUUUUUUGGUUGCUUUUUAAUUAACAAACAUAGAAAUUUGAAAAUCAAAAUACUUAUUUUAACAUUUUUGAAUGAUAUUCCUUCGGUACGAUUAAAGCGCCUAGUCACCUAAUUCGUACCACCUAUAACCUUAGUCAUGCUUUAGACUUAGAAAAUAGACUUUAGUGAAUACAUAAAAAAAACUAGAUUUUUGUUAAAUUUAGUGUAGGCUUUUUCUUUUAUUUUUCCCUGGUUUCCAUUUAAUUUUUGUAAGGACUUGAAAUUAAUUGUUGGCUUAGUAACUUUUAAAAUAGUUAAAUGAAGCUUUAUUCGUUGAUUAUCGGUAAUUUUAUCAAAUGAUAAUGGAUUGUCAUUGUAUGAAGUGAGUGGCUUUAAAUAUCGAGUUACUGGUGAAGUAUUUUUUUACGGUGAUGGUGAUGAUGGUGAAAUUACAACCAUUAUUGAUAGCAAUGCAACUAUUGUAUCAUCCAAAUAAUGUACUUUCUCUUCGCCAUGUAUAUUAUCUGAUAAAAAGAUAAGUAAAUUAAUAAUUUAUUAAAACAUAUCUCGUACCGGUACGAAUAAAAAGUUUUACACAUGUACCUAAGACAUAAACAGCGGGAGCUUCUAAAUUUAAAACUAAAACCACUGUCAUAAUCUAUAACUUUUUAAUUUGCUUUACAAAGUCGACCGGCCAUCUACUUGUUUACACUAAAUGGUGCAAUUUAUAAGAUGAUAUACUACCGGGAUUGGACUUAGGAUGUGAUACGACUAAAGCAACUUUACCCAAUUUAAACCCGGUCAUUAAAAAUGACCUAUCAAUCAAACGAUGUAAUCUUAAAUGUAGAGUUGUGUGAUCUGUUAUGAAUAUAUACAAAUAAUGUUAUUGAUAUUGAAAAAUUUAGAUUUUAAAUUGAUUAAUAAAUGUUUUUAUUAUUACACAUAUUUAUUAUAAAAUUUUUGUACACAAACUUAUAAUUGUUUAUUAGAUGGUAAAGAAAAUUAGUCGAAUAUUGAAUAAAUUAUACCUAUAUCUAAAUUAUAUGAGUCUGCUCAUAAAUUAAUUUAAUAAUGAAUGUUUUCCUUUUUUUUUCAUGUAAGACUGCAUUAUGGUUACUAUCUGGUAUUGUGCUUAGUGCCAAAUGAAUUUGUUCUUUCCAGUAACUUCUUUUUCGACUUUCGGUGUUUUGUUAUGUAAACUUCAGUAAGUCUCUAAAAUAAGAUUGUAAUAAUGGGAAUUAUAUCAUUCUAAAAUGUAUACCCAAAGAUACGGCUGUUUCAUAAAUAUGUGAAUGAGUUCUUAUUUAAAGGAAUUGUUAUUCUCUAUUUUAUUCGUGUUAUUUAUAAAUUGUGAAAAAAAUUGAAAAUUAAUUAUUAGAAUAUCAAAUACGUUGGCAUUUACAUUUGUAAGAGUGUUUCUAAAUAUACAAUUGUUAUUCUCUAAACGAAUUUCCAAAGAUUUGGCUGUGUGUGGUUGCGAACUAAUGAGAAGACUGAUGCGAAAAUGUACUGUUCCUAUAUUUACUUUCCGAACUAUCAUAAUAAUCGUUCGCUUAAUGUUAUAUGUUCGACCCUAUUUUUUAAUAUUUUACUAAUUAUGAAAAUUUAUUGUUAUUAAUUAUUAUGAAUACACUUACUGAAUAUUU
Messenger RNA from Galleria mellonella (greater wax moth), 5683 nucleotides. RefSeq names its product germ cell nuclear acidic protein-like (gene Jabba). Bases 184 to 1365 code for a protein of 393 amino acids. The transcript is spliced from 10 exons. NCBI's taxonomy places the organism in Eukaryota, Metazoa, Arthropoda, Insecta, Lepidoptera, Pyralidae. The record is from RefSeq and is a predicted model, not a curated record.